AACCAAGCAAAAUGGAGGAAAUCGGACUUGCCGUAUCUGAAAAGGAGGAUUCCAUGAUAACAGACUCAAGACCAACAACUGGUCAAGGAGUGAACAAUGCUGAUCCAUUAUCAGUCGAUAUGGAAGAUCUUUAUAUCAAAUACAAGAAACUUCAAAGACAGCUAGAAUUUUUAGAAGUUCAAGAAGAAUAUAUAAAGGAUGAACAAAAGAAUUUAAAGAAAGAAUAUCUGCAUGCCCAAGAAGAAGUCAAGAGAAUACAGAGUGUACCACUUGUUAUUGGUCAGUUUCUAGAAGCUGUUGAUCAAAAUAAUGGUAUAGUUGGAUCGACUACAGGUUCUAAUUAUUAUGUAAGAAUAUUAUCAACAAUAGAUAGAGAAUUACUCAAACCAUCUGCUAGUGUAGCUCUACAUAAACAUAGUAAUGCUUUAGUAGAUGUUUUACCACCUGAAGCUGAUAGCAGUAUUACUAUGCUGUCUGCUGAUGAGAAGCCAGACAUACAAUAUGCAGAUAUUGGUGGUAUGGAUAUACAGAAACAAGAAGUUCGAGAAGCUGUCGAGUUACCACUAACACAUUUUGAACUGUAUAAACAGAUUGGUAUUGAUCCACCACGUGGUGUAUUAAUGUUUGGACCACCAGGUUGUGGUAAAACUAUGUUAGCUAAAGCUGUAGCUCAUCAUACAACAGCUGCAUUCAUCCGAGUAGUAGGAUCUGAGUUUGUACAGAAAUAUUUAGGUGAAGGACCUAGAAUGGUACGUGAUGUUUUCAGAUUAGCUAAAGAAAAUGCACCAGCUAUUAUAUUUAUUGAUGAAAUUGAUGCAAUAGCUACCAAAAGAUUUGAUGCUCAAACAGGAGCUGACAGAGAAGUGCAAAGAAUUUUGUUAGAAUUACUUAAUCAAAUGGAUGGUUUUGAUCAAACAGUUAAUGUCAAGGUUAUUAUGGCUACCAACAGAGCUGAUACAUUAGAUCCUGCUUUAUUACGUCCUGGACGUUUGGAUAGAAAGAUAGAAUUCCCUCUACCUGACAGACGACAGAAACGUUUGAUAUUUUCUACUAUAACAGCUAAAAUGAAUUUAAGUGAAGAAGUAGAUUUAGAAGAUUAUGUAGCUAGACCUGAUAAAAUUAGUGGUGCUGACAUCAAUGCCAUAUGUCAAGAGGCUGGAAUGCAGGCUGUACGUGAAAAUAGAUAUGUUGUAUUAGCUAAAGAUUUUGAGAAAGGAUAUAAGAAUAACAUCAAGAAAGAUGAAACAGAACAUGAAUUCUAUAAAUAAAUUGUCUUUGUUGUAACAAAUUGUGUUUACUUUGUCAUUAAAUGUUCCAAUCUUUGGUGUUUUUUUUGUAAACUUCCUAAUGUGAAAAUCUUCAUUAUCAAUCAAUUUUUUUCUUCUUUUUAAUUAUAUCUGUUACCAUUUUCCUUUGUCCAUGAAUGAGAGGCAAUCCUAUGCAUAUUGAUGAAAUUUCUAUUAAAUUUUAUUCUGGCAAUAUUUGGCUGAUUCACUGCCGUAAAAUUUUCUGUGUGGACUAAUAACAUUGAAUGAACUCUAAUGACUGCUUUUGUGUUGAAAGAUUAGAAAUUACAUACAUUACAUAAUUUAUAUACAAAUAUCACACUUAAUAAGAUAAACUGUAACAUAUAAAACACGAUUUCUUUCUCAUCUAAUUGUUGAUAUACUCAUU
Messenger RNA from Lottia gigantea (owl limpet), 1674 nucleotides. RefSeq lists its product as hypothetical. Gene Ontology annotation, cellular component: proteasome regulatory particle, base subcomplex. Gene Ontology annotation, biological process: proteasome-mediated ubiquitin-dependent protein catabolic process. Gene Ontology annotation, molecular function: proteasome-activating activity; ATP hydrolysis activity; ATP binding. The transcript has 9 exons. The coding region runs from base 12 to 1268 and encodes 418 amino acids. NCBI's taxonomy places the organism in Eukaryota, Metazoa, Mollusca, Gastropoda, Lottiidae. The record is from RefSeq and is a predicted model, not a curated record.